This is a messenger RNA of Pseudocercospora fijiensis CIRAD86, 1611 nucleotides long. RefSeq lists its product as uncharacterized. The transcript is spliced from 30 exons. The record is from RefSeq and is a predicted model, not a curated record. Lineage: Eukaryota; Fungi; Ascomycota; Dothideomycetes; Mycosphaerellales; Mycosphaerellaceae. Bases 1 to 1611 code for a protein of 536 amino acids.
AUGAUACAAGUGAAGAAGGUCGCAGUUCUGUGCGAGACCACACCAGUCUGGUCCUGUGUCGCGUCAUUUGAGUUCAAAACCAACAUCCUUGUCCUCACGAACCCUUGCCCAUACCGUUUAUAUUAUGCCACGCCGCUGCCCAAUCCAGUGGGUGGCCCAUACAUUCGUAUUCUGCACGAUCUGGCCUGCGCGGAAAUAUGGGGAUACUUGUCGCGAUCGAAGGGCCAGCCACUUCGCUGCGCGUACAAAUCCUUUGAGCUCAGCGAUAGUAAGAUGAGAACAUGUUUCCAGUGUGACUGUCCAUGGUACGACCACGGCUGCGAUGCGGAUGCGCGAAUCAAGGACAACUUGCUUCGCCUUACUGGGAUGAUGUUCUUUCUGACUGGUAUCGGGUGCGCCCAGGCCGUUCCAAGUGAAGCAAAUGCUUCACCCGAAGGACAGAGAUCCCGGAAAGGUGAUGACGAGCCUACAGCCCGGAAUCUGGGACAGCUGGUGGUUUCUGCCUACGCACUUCGUGCCACGUUCCUCCGCUUAACCGGCUUCCCGCAGCGUUCGCUACAUAUAUGCUGGCAGUUUGCAUGUGGGAUUGGGCAUCGAAUCCGAAUGGUGGGCGGUAUCGAGACAAUUUGGCGCUCUCCAGCCAGCCGGCUAUCCUGGACUCUAAACCGAGCCCCAGCUAGCCGCCCGAGCCCCAGCAUAACCCGAGAUUACGAGAUCGCCUGCCCCGCCAACCGGGCAACCACCACCAUACUGUUGCCAGCAGCCAUGAAGCCAAACACAAUUCAAGUGCGUGUGCUCUAUCUACUCAGGUCCAAGCGGGUUACGACCUGCCGCCUUAUAACCACGCGAGGCUAUAUAUGCUGGCUCAUACUGGUCUCUUAUGAACUGAUGGUGCUGUUGCUGACACGUUAUACGAUAACUGCUGGCGGUGGUGUUGUUGCCAAGCAGCCUCUCGUCGUUCCUGUUGUCUGGCCUGCUGUUCUUCUGACUGUAGACGAUGGUUCUCACGUGCUCGGAGGUCCUCAAUCUCUCGGCGAAGUAGAUCCAGCUCAGAAGGUGUCUCAGAAGGUGGCUCCGGAGCGGCGGCUGGAAGUGAUAAUGAAGGCUCAACUCAUGGCAAGCAGAGCUACACGUGCGGCAUUGGCUCUUUACGCACUUACAGUGCUCAGCAACCGUAGUACGAAUUACUGUAACCUCAUUCAAGUCGUCCAAUUCUCGAGCCCUCCGCUAAUCACUUCCGGUUCUCGUAGAGUAAAGGUUCUACGGAAGUCGAUCAACCACGCGGCUUCUACCUGUUUCGAGAAGCUUCAUAAUGUCGUGUUUGCAAGGAUAACCAUGCACAGGAGCACGAGUACGCCGAUUGUGGUCCGCAGGAGGUCGAUAGCGCGUUCUCAGCAAGGCGGACACGACGGCGAUCAUGCCCUUCGCUCCACUAAUAUCGUGGCGGCUGCUAUGGUUAAGCCAUUGUUUGAUACGGCCGUGGCACUUCGUUGGUCCAGCAGCCUUGAAUAUAGGAUAGACGUUGUCCAGUUUCCGAGCGUUCUCGUUAAACUCGGCUUCAGUUUAACUAUGAACAGUGUGAUCCAAGAGCCAUCGGUGCCCUUCACCUGA